This is a messenger RNA of Auxenochlorella protothecoides, 1140 nucleotides long. RefSeq lists its product as hypothetical. Bases 1 to 1140 code for a protein of 379 amino acids. NCBI's taxonomy places the organism in Eukaryota, Viridiplantae, Chlorophyta, Trebouxiophyceae, Chlorellales, Chlorellaceae. The transcript has 7 exons. The record is from RefSeq and is a predicted model, not a curated record.
AUGUCGGCAGUGUCGGAGAAGUACCAACGCUUGUGGGCCCUGGAGCAGCUCGUGGCCGACCCCGAGCUGUCCUUCGAUGACCUGGAGCGCAUAUUGGAGGCAUUUCCCGAGGAGGAGCUGGAGCCGCUGCAGGCCCGGGUCUUCCUCCGUGCGCUGGAGGACCACAUUGGCACCCACCGGAUCAACUCCCACACAGCCAUGAUCCUGCGCUCCCUGGAGGCCGUCCUGCCCCUCCGUGUCCCUCAUGGGGAGCGCCUGGUACCUCCACCCAACCUCCACACAGAUGUGUCCACCCAUGCGGCCAUGGAGGCGCUCAGAGCCGCUGGGCAGGAGAACUUUGCUGAGCGCGAGCAGAUUGUGCUGAGCUUCUUUCCCGAACCGACGGCACAGGAGCUGGAAGUGUUCAAGGAGCUGCGGGAGGUGGCAGCCAACCCACGGAGGAAAGCGCAUCGCAUCGUCAACCCCCGGAGGCGCCAGAUCCAGACGCAGCUCACCGAGUACGCCGCCGCCCUGCGCUCCAGCCUAGGCCCCACCUUCCUACAGGGCUUGGGCAGGGUGCGAGGUGAGCUGGCAGGCAUUGGCGGCGCCGACCCGCUGCUGGGGGCGCUGGCGGCGGGGACCAGCGCGCAGGCCGAGGUGGGGCAGCCCCUCUCGCGGGGCCCGGGGGUGAUCAGGCCAUGGCGCUCGCCCACGGCCACGCCGGGGCCGCUGCCGCGGGAGCCUGCGCCUGCAGGCCCCUCGGCCGCUCUCCAGGUCACCCCCCAGGCCAGGAGGGCCGAGGCGGUGUUCGACCCCGACUCCCUGCCCCCGCUGAAGAAGGUCACACCGGAGUACGGCCAGCGGCGCAAGAAAACGCCGUGGACUGCGCGGGAGGAGGAUGUGCUGCUCAAGUACUGCCAGCACCCCAUGUACAAGGCGGGGAACUGGAGGAUGAUCAAGGACCACGACCGGGUGAACGGCAACCACCUGUUUGACCGCAGCAUCGUGGACCUCAAGGACAAGUGGCGCAACAUGCUGCGCCACGACCCUUCCCUCGCACGCUUCCACAAGAAGUACCUGGGGCGGGCAGACCCGCCUGCACAGGACUAUGCAGACACGCCCCCCACCUCGGGCACCCAUGGCAGGUUCCUGGAGGAGUAG